GACGGAAUAACGCUAUCCAAAGUUAUUGUGUUGUCAAGAACACAUGUACACAAAAUGGCUUAAACUUUCAACAAUGCAAUCGAUUGGAAGAAAAAGCAUUACAAAAAAAGUUGGAUCACAUGAAAACAAUGCACCGACAGGCUGACUUUAAUUUUGGACUUGAAAGUAAGGGGAUUACCAAAAGACUAAGAGACAACCUUGAACGUUCAGCUCAAGCUGACGCAAGCAUCAAAAAAAUUAAAUGUUCAAUGCCGAACUGUACUACAAAGUACCACAAGGGUCGUAACUUCGCAAAGACAUUAAUGAAAGUCUGGAGCGAUGAAGAUGCGGGGAAUACAACUGCGAUGUCUGAAGAAGUUACGAUUCCUGCUUGUAUAAAUCUUUUGCGAUCAGCAGGUUUUGAGAUCGACAAAAGUUUAUCUCGUAAGUUGGACGAGAUGCGAAAAGCGCAGUUACAAAUACAGAAAAUGAGAAAUGCAAGAAAAUCUAGGGACGGCCAACGCUUUAACGCUCGAUCGAAAUCUUUACCAAGAUUUAACAAUGGGAGGCUGACAAGUUGUGGAAAUGAAACACAGUGGGACUAUAUAAAUCCAUUCGAAUCUCAAUCAACUCAUUUCCCACUGAUUCAAAAUGGCGAGAGGGAGGAUUUGUUGUCUUCUUCGUCGUCAACGUCAUCUUGCGACAUUCUAAAGAACGGGCAUCGACGACUACGGUCGGACACGCAGCCAGGAAAACUCAACCGAAGUAAACGCCCAUACUCUGCUCCGGAUUUGGAAACAAAAGUAAGUUCAGUAGUACAGAAAUGUACUAUAGAACCUCAUAUUAUUGAAGAUGAAAUUAUGGAAACGCAAGAGACUAUAGUCGAAGACUGCUCAAACGAUAACGCUGUUCCUAAACCAUUUACAAGAACUGCAUCCGCUAGUUCGUUCAGAAGCGACGAUGUAAGAGCGUAUGGCGAAGAAGUCUCUUACAAUCAAUGUCCGUUGCAGCGAUUGCACAAAAAGAUUCAUACAAACCCAGAAGAUGUAAAUUUAUUAGAUCUGCACCGAGCCACAAUCGCAUCGAGAAAUUAUCCGCGACGGAUGAAAACGUUUAUAAGAGGAAUUCAUGAGUGGCAAAUUCCAGAAGACGAUAAAGUAGAUGGGCUAACGGGAGACUAUUACUCAUUUCGUAUACAAAAGAAAACAGGAUCUUGUACAUCGCAAGGUGAAGGAAGGCGGGCAACAUCUGCCAGAUCAUAUAAAAGCCGGUAUUCGACAGAUGAGUUCAACGGUGUCAAACUGUGCAAAGAUACCGAAGAGGAAUAUUAUGAAAAAGCGUUGAAAACUUCCACGACAGACUUGAGGCACAAAAGUAUGACGAUAAAACCGCUCAGUACUGUUUGGGGUUCGAGCGAAUAUAUAGAAUGCAUAUUGUGAAUCUGUACGGCUCUGGACUGACUUUAUUAAUGUUCACAUUCUAGAUGAAAUUUAACAUAUUUGCACGGUAGAUUUGCGUACAAACAAAGCAAAAAAUUCAAGUAUUUCAUUCAUAAAAUUUCAAAAACUCUUGAUUGUUUUUUGAGUUCGGGGAUGAAGAACGGUUCCAAAAGGUGUUUGUCUUUUUUGUCAUGGUUGUUUUUAACGUGGUAUGCAAAUAGCCAAAUACAGCCAAAAAUAUGCAUAUAUAUACGUCAUUGUCGUAUGCAUAUACAGGCAAUUAUAUAUCAUAUGACGUAUGCAUCCAUCCAAGUAAUGUACAUACAUAGCAUGUUAUGACAGGGUAUUGAAUAUAAUCUUAAUCUAAACACAACAGCAUGCAGCAUAAUUAGAUUGUGUCGCUGAUUUACAGCCAAACUUAAUCCGACCACUAAUACUUUAAUUACAACAUGAAGAAUAAUAUUGUACUAAUGACGUGAUAUAAUAAACAAAGAAGUCCAAAAAGUAGCACACUGCAACAGGAAUAACUAGUCGUAAUUCUCAAAACAUUCUUCCCUUCUAUAUUAAAAACUAUAGCAUUUUGGAGGUACGCCAAUGUUAGUUCAAGUUGAAUGUCGUCGUUCAUUAUAAGCAUUGUCAUUUCUGUCAGAACUGCAAGGAAUUUCGUUCUUGAACUCUUUAUUUGGGUUAAAGUCGCAUGCAUCCUUUGAUGGCGACGUGUUAGGGCUUGUUUCGAUAUCGGACGGAGGACAGGUCUCUCCGUCCACCAGAAAAACAACUCGAGCAUAAUUGGUAUUUUUAUUUUUCAGCGUUUUAGUGAUAAUUUGGUUGUUUUGGUAAGAUUUU
Messenger RNA from Styela clava, 2264 nucleotides. Lineage: Eukaryota; Metazoa; Chordata; Ascidiacea; Stolidobranchia; Styelidae. The record is from RefSeq and is a predicted model, not a curated record.